Paramecium sonneborni is the source of this 271-nucleotide messenger RNA. The record is from the annotation of a GenBank genome assembly. Lineage: Eukaryota; Ciliophora; Oligohymenophorea; Peniculida; Parameciidae.
AUGGAAGAGUCCCAGAUGUAUAUUAAUAGAGUUUUGAAUUUAAUUUCUUAGUUUGUGUUUGGAGAUAAGUCAGUAGAAUAUGUAAUUGAUAAGUAAAUAUCAUAAUGAAUUUAGACAAGAAAAGCGUCUUAAGGAUAUUUAAUUACCAAUAAAUAAUAAAUUAUUGUGCUUAGAAUGGGAUAUUCUGCUACUCCUGAAAAAUAUGAUACAUUAAAAGGAAAUAAUAAAUAUCUUUUGGAAUAAAAAUGCUGCUAAUAUUCCAAGUGCUUGA